Molecule: messenger RNA, 1699 nt
Organism: Cucumis sativus (cucumber)
Lineage: Eukaryota; Viridiplantae; Streptophyta; Magnoliopsida; Cucurbitales; Cucurbitaceae
Product: ALA-interacting subunit 3
Exons: 8
Coding region: 465-1496 (343 amino acids)
Cellular component (GO): endoplasmic reticulum; Golgi apparatus; plasma membrane
Source: RefSeq, a predicted model, not a curated record
CCUGUCUUUUUUUGUUCCUCUUCCUCCUUCCUAAAUCCUUUCUUCCUUCCUUCUCCCCUCUCUCUAAUUCUAGAAGGAGAGGAGAGAGAAAAGAAAGGGUUUUGCUUUGUCUUUGCCGUCUUACACAGACACAAAAUUCAUUGUAUUGAUUUUCAGGAUUUCGAUUAAACAAAUCACUUUCUCGAUUUUCUUCUUGAAAAGUCAAACAAUGAGAAGUUGUUCAAAGACUCAGCCUCUUAUCAUUGUUUAAUCUUUUUUCAUAAUAGCCAUCGUUUGAUCUGUUUUUUUUUUUUUUUUUUUUUUUCUCUCUUUUUGUUGCUCCUUUCCCCAUUUCUCUGAAAUCUCCGAGACUUUGAUUCAGUUUUGACGCGGAACCCAUCUUUGUUUUCCUCCUUAUUUAACUGGGUUUCCUUCUGAUUAAGGUUUCCAAAGCUUUUACACACCCAAAAGGAAAUCCAGUUAUUAUGAGUUCGAAUACCGCGUCGAGCUCGAACGAUGCAUCAUCUAAUAGAAGGAAUUCGAAACGACCUAAAUAUUCGAGGUUUACCCAGCAGGAGCUUCCAGCGUGUAAACCUAUUCUCACACCAAGAUGGGUGAUUUCCGCAUUCAUGUUAGUUAGCAUUAUCUUUGUUCCCAUUGGAGUUGCUUCCUUGUUUGCUUCCAGAGAUGUCGUUGAAAUAAUCGAUCGUUAUGAAACUGAGUGUAUACCAGAAAGGUUUAGAAGCGAUAAGGUUGGAUUCAUACAGGGCACUGCAAAUAAAAUUUGCCGCAGAAACAUCACUGUGCCGAAACGUAUGAAGCAACCAAUAUAUGUCUAUUACCAGCUUGACAAUUUCUAUCAGAAUCACCGCAGAUACGUGCAGAGCCGUAGUGAUAAGCAAUUGAGAGAUCCUGGCAGCGAGCGUGAUACAAGCUCUUGCAAGCCUGAAGACAACUGGAAUGGGCAGCCAGUUGUUCCAUGUGGUUUGAUAGCAUGGAGUUUGUUUAAUGAUACCUACAACUUCACCCUUAACAAAAAGCAAGUCGCUAUUAAUAAGGUCGGUAUCUCAUGGAAGAGUGACCGGGAACACAAAUUCGGCAAGAAUGUAUUUCCCAAGAACUUUCAGAAAGGCAAUAUUACAGGAGGCAAAAAACUUAAUGAAAGUGUACCAUUAAGUCAACAAGAGGACCUUAUUGUGUGGAUGCGAACGGCUGCUCUCCCCACAUUCAGAAAGUUAUAUGGAAAGAUAGAAGUCGACCUUGAGAAGAAUGAUGUAAUUGAUGUGGUUUUGGAGAACAAUUACAACACUUACAGUUUUAAUGGCAAGAAAAAGCUUGUGCUUUCUACAACUAGCUGGCUUGGUGGGAAGAACGACUUUCUUGGCAUUGCUUAUCUUACUGUUGGUGGGUUAUGCUUCUUUUUGGCAAUGGCUUUCACAGUCGUCUAUCUUGUUAAGCCAAGGCGACUUGGGGACCCAUCAUAUCUGUCAUGGAAUAGAAACCCAAGUGGGCACUGAAGCAGGAGCUGCUAGAAAACGGUUUGUUGUAAUUUUAUUUGUAAUAUUAUUUUGAUGUGAUCAUAUAAAAAAACAAAGGAAAGAGCAGGAUGUUUGACAGAUUUGUUGUAAUGAAACUUCUGUUUUCCUUUUUAUAUGAAAUGUGGUGGUGUGAGUAUAUCAGAUUAUAGUGUAACUUCAAAUGCAGUAUCUCAUUAUGUUAA